This is a messenger RNA of Neltuma alba, 857 nucleotides long. RefSeq lists its product as uncharacterized. The transcript is spliced from 2 exons. NCBI's taxonomy places the organism in Eukaryota, Viridiplantae, Streptophyta, Magnoliopsida, Fabales, Fabaceae. The coding region runs from base 147 to 530 and encodes 127 amino acids. The record is from RefSeq and is a predicted model, not a curated record.
AAUUUCUUCAUUGCUACCGAGAGUUCGAGAGGCUAACCCGUGUCGGAUUCACAAAGCGAGGAAUUGUCGCCUGGAGAAAUUGGGUUGUUCUAUUUCGCAAGGUCGUUCUUCCUCCUCCCAUUUUCUUUCUAUCUCGCUCGCUUGCCAUGUCUAAGUCCGCCUCCACUUCCCUCUUCCAGAACCUGAAGCGUUUCUUCAAAAAGCCAUGGGAGAUCACCGGCCCGUGCGCUGACCCGGAAUACAAAUCGGCAUUGCCGGGCGCGCUUGAGUACCGAGUCUUCUGUCCCGCCACCGCCAGGGAAAAGGCCAUUGUGCCCACGUCCAAUCCUGAAACCGUUUACGACAUCAAGUACUAUACUCGCGACCAGCGGCGGAAUCGUCCUCCGAUCCGCCGCACUAUCUUGAAGAAGGCCGAUGUGGAGAAAAUGAUGAAGGAGACGACCUUUGACGUCUCGGACUUUCCCCCUGUUUAUGUGACUUCCAGGGUUGAAGAAGACAUUAAUGCUCGAGGUGGAGGCUACCAGAAAUAGGUGUGUGCAAUCUUGGAAUGGCGGACGCAGUUCAAUCACCUUUCUCUUUUAGUCGGUGAAAAGGCUGAUUAGUGAUGUUUGUGAAGGAUUUCUAGCUUUAAAAUUGUAACCACCAUAUGUCAAUAAAGCACAGCUGGCUGCAGUGAAGUUUGACUUCUUGUACUUCUUUCUGAGUGUUGAUUAAAAGCCAACUACUUCGGUGAAUUGAUAAUGCAUAAAGUGAAUGAUGCCUGAAGUUUUUGUGUUCUUACCGGUUAUUCUUUGCAGUGUGAUUGCAACAAUGCGUCUAGCAUACAUAGUGAUACCCAGCAUUUUAUUUUCCCGAAA